Molecule: messenger RNA, 3000 nt
Organism: Eurypyga helias (sunbittern)
Lineage: Eukaryota; Metazoa; Chordata; Aves; Eurypygiformes; Eurypygidae
Gene: TOPORS
Product: topoisomerase I binding, arginine/serine-rich, E3 ubiquitin protein ligase
Exons: 1
Coding region: 1-3000 (999 amino acids)
Biological process (GO): protein monoubiquitination; protein polyubiquitination
Molecular function (GO): metal ion binding; ubiquitin protein ligase activity
Source: RefSeq, a predicted model, not a curated record
AUGACAUCGGCAGAUAAGGAGUUUCCAGAAGAUAGCACCUUUUCACCAAAAGCCAGCAGUAGCAAGCUGUCAACGGAUGCAUCUCCUGACUCUAGAUGUCCCAUCUGCUUGGAUGCAUUUGACAACGUUGCCUAUCUUGAUCGCUGCUUGCAUAGGUUUUGUUUCCGCUGUGUCCAGGAGUGGUCAAAAAACAAAGCAGAAUGCCCUCUCUGCAAGCAACCCUUUUUUUCCAUUUUCCAUACAAUCCGUGCUGAAGAUGACUUUAAGGAGUACGUACUCAGCCCUUCACAAAAUAGCUCGUUUGCCAGCCCUGACGGCCGGAGAUUUCGUUACCGAACCACCUUAACAGGGGAACGCCGCAGUGUUAGUUCCCCUUCCCGAAGGAUGGUGAUCCCUCCAGAUGAUGGGCUGUUGUUUGAAGGACUGUCGAGCGAACCAGUGCGGCAGAGAGAAGGAGAGCUUCAGCGGAUGAUACAGAGCCUGGCCUCAAGGAGACAGGCCAGUGCAGAGGGCAGAUCUCUGUGGCAGAUUGAGGAGGAGGACAUGAUCAACUUCCGCAGAGCUCUCUACCGUACGGGCGUGCGUAUCCGUAGUAUUCAGGAUGGUGGCCGCUAUCGAGACAUUUCAGCAGAGUUUUUCCGCCGCAACCCCGCUUGCCUUCACAGAUUGGCUCCUUGGUUGAGGAGAGAACUUACAGUCCUCUUUGGUGCUCGUGCAUCUUUGGUUAAUCUUGUCCAGCACAUUAUCAUGAGUAAUAUGACUAGGUAUGAUAUUGAAAGUCAGGCCUUUGCUGAUGAUUUAAAGCCAUUUUUGCUGAAUCGGACUGAACACUUCUUACAUGAAUUUAUCAGUUUUGCCCGUUGUCCUUUUAACUUAGACGCAUAUGAUCAACACACCAAUUAUGACUGUCCUACGCCAUCUUAUGGUGAAGGAAGCCGCUCAGACUCCUCAAUUAUCACAAUAUCUCCAGAUACGGCAUGUUUUCAAGGGCCAGGUAACAGUUUGUCUGUAACUGGUCUUGGUCAGGCCCCCUGGGAUGAUGAAACUCCAAGGCCUUCCUACUCCAUUUCAGAUGUUCCUGAAACCAUAGCUUCUCCUCUGGAGACAUUGGGAAGUUCUGAUGAGGACUUUGCUGCAAAGAGUGUAAGAACCAAAUUGCAGACUCAGCUACAUGCUAAUGCUGAUUCAAAUGACGGUGACAAUUCCUUGGACAACUGUGUUAUUGUUGGGUAUGUUAAGCCAUUAGCUGAGAGAACACCAGAAGUGGUUGAGCUGUCCUCAGACUCUGAGGAGUCGAUCGGGGAAGAGAAAAGAGAAGAUGUGAAGAAACAACAGCCAACCCAGUGUCGCAGCUGGAGUGAUAGUGAACCAAGCAGGAGUUUUUCACCACGUUCCCCCACAUCUAAGGAAGAUCUAGGUAGUUGUAGAAGCUGUAUAUCUUCUGCAGUUCAGCAGACAGAGUCAAAAGAUCAUGAGAAGAACAAAUGUAACGUGAAAGAUCUGUCUCCUCAGGACUUGAGCUGGAGACCCUCUCCGGGGAGUGACACCAUCUGUUCUCCUUGGAAUCACAGGUUGUCUAGAAAGCGAAAGUCCAGGAGCCCACAGUCCUGUUCACGGAGCAGUCGAGGCAGUCAUGGCCACAGGUCGAGGAGGGAGCAUCAUAGCAAAUGCCAACUUAAAAAGAGACGAUCAAGAAGCAGAGAUAGCAGUAAACACAGGAGCAAAAAAAGCAGCAAGGGGUCGAAGGCUUAUGACACCAGACUGUCUCUGAAAAGCCAGAGCGGCUGUCUAAGUCAUGAGAGCACUCCAUCCAGAGAAUUAAGCAGAUCACGAUCAUGUAGCAAAGGCCACAGCAAAAGGAGAUCAAGAAGCAGUGACGGUGAUCGUUAUUCCGUAAGAGACAAUUCUCAAAGUAGAUACCAGUGGGGUUAUGCUUUCUGUAGUCAGAAGGCAUUUGGAGAUGGCUAUGAAUCCUCCAGCAGGAGGAGGACUCAGUCUAAUGCUCUCUAUCCAAGGGAUUCUGCUAGUCCAGAAUACAGGAUACGAUCCUUGGUUGAAAGGACGGAUCCGCAUAGCCAGAGGGGACGGCGUGACAGACACUACUACUGUUAUGAAAAGUGCAGGUCAAGGAGUCGAUCAAGCGACAGGUCAAGGACCCCUUCUGGAGGAACUGACAGAACAAAAAGUGAAAAGCCUGGGGGAAAAAGGAAGUAUAAAACUCGUCACUUGGAGAAUGCACUCACGGAGAGCACAAGUCUAGAAAGAGAAAAUGACCCCAAGAAAACUUUCUCGAAAUUCAGUGAAUGCUACAAAAAUGAAGAUAGUCUUUCCGACCAUCGAGCCAACAGUGAGACAAAGCGUAAGAAGAAGAAAAAAAAGAUGAGGAGUCCAAGCGUGGAGAUAGUCUAUGAAGGAAAAGCGACAGACACAACAAGACAUCUUAAGAAGAAAAAGAAAAAGCAUAGGAAGAAACACCGGAAACAUCACAUGAGUAACUCCGCACAUUCUUCUCCAGUGGUGAUUACAAUUGAUAGUGAUAGUAGCAAGGAGCCAGAAAGUGCCGAAUGUGACAGCAGUGUUACUUGGACAGGGACAACUCAGAUAAAUGACAGGGAAAAUGAGUCUCUGUCUUCUUUUCUGGGAAGGACAGGAUGUGAAGAUGAUAACAGAGUGGGUGAGGAAACUGGAGAAGCAGCCAAAAAGUACAGUAUUCCUACCAGAAAGGGAGCCUUCGAUGGUGACAUUAGAAAUGCUGAGGCCAAACUUAAAGAAACAGCAGCUCAUCUGAGUCUUGCUGUAACAGAUACCAGCAGUAACACCCCUCACACAGGAACUGUGAAAAGCUACGUUCAAGAAGCACCAGCAGCGCCUUCCAGACAACUGCCUUCCCCCAAGAUUUCCUUCCUAGAGUGUCCAGAGAGACGACUAUCGAUAGUAAGUUCGCCAAAGAGACUCGUCAGCAGAUCGUCUUGGUUUGAUUUCGCAGAAGAAAACAUGUAG